Messenger RNA from Brachypodium distachyon (stiff brome), 2427 nucleotides. RefSeq names its product protein NUCLEAR FUSION DEFECTIVE 4. The record is from RefSeq and is a predicted model, not a curated record. Gene Ontology annotation, biological process: transmembrane transport. The transcript is spliced from 3 exons. NCBI's taxonomy places the organism in Eukaryota, Viridiplantae, Streptophyta, Magnoliopsida, Poales, Poaceae. Gene Ontology annotation, molecular function: transmembrane transporter activity. Bases 219 to 1964 code for a protein of 581 amino acids. Gene Ontology annotation, cellular component: membrane.
ACCACGUUAAAGUAGAGCCAACCAGCUUCCUCCGCCUCACCACGGCCUCAGGCAGGCAAAAGCACGGCCCUUCUCUCCCCCACCACAUCAGACACAUCAUCACAUCACACACAGCGCCGCGAUAGCUAGCUCGCACUAGCAGCCAGUGAGAGCUCCCGCUCCUCUGUCUGCCGGUGCUGCUCCGCGACGCGACGCGGCGCGAAAGGGGAUCGGCAUCGAUGGCGGGCGGCGGGGAGGGAGGGGUUGGGAGGGUGAAGGCGGGGAGCCGGCCGCCGUGGGUGGGGCUCGCGGCGGCGGUGUGGGUGCAGGUGGCGGCCGGGAGCGCCUACGUCUUCCCGCUCUACUCGCACGCCGUCAGGGAGGCGCUCGGGUACAACCAGAAGGCGCUCACCAUGCUCGGCGUCGCCAACGACGUGGGCGAGAACGUCGGGCUCGUCCCUGGGGUGCUCGCCAACCGCCUCCCGCCCUGGCUCAUCCUCGCCAUUGGCUCCGCCUGCGCCUUCUUCGGCUUCGGCACCGUCUGGCUCGCCGUCACCAAGACCGUCGCCAUGCCCUACUGGGUGUUGUGGAUAGCUCUUUGUAUUGGCACAAACAGUAGUGCAUGGUUGGGCACUGCGGCGCUUGUGACCAACAUGAGGAACUUUCCUCUCAGCCGAGGAACUGUUGCUGGUCUCAUCAAAGGUUAUGUUGCUGUUAGUGCUGCUGUCUACACGGAAACAUUUAACGGCAUGCUUCAGAAUUCUCCCGCAAACCUUUUGCUAUUGCUUGCUUUGGGGAUCCCAACGGCAUGUAUUGUCGUGAUGUAUUUUGUUAGGCCUUGCACUCCAUCGCUGGAUGAGGACAACGCAACAGAGCACAGCCACUUUGUGUUCACACAAAUCUCUAGUGUGGUUCUUGGUGUAUAUCUUAUGGUAGCUACAAUACUUGGUGAUACUUUGAAACUAAGUGCGACUAUUACCUACCUUUUGUUUGGUAUAAUGAUAGUUCUGCUUCUUUCUCCACUUGCAAUACCAAUAAAAAUGACACUUUAUCCAAGCAAACCAAAAGGGGAAAAGGCCAGCACCAUUGUUCCAUCUUAUUCAACUGAUAGUUUGUCUGGUGCGGAUCAAGAGAAUUCAGAACCACUUCUGCGUGGCAGUUCAAGAACACUUCUUAAUGGCACCAACGAUUCUGAUGAGGCUACUGAUGUGGAUCUUCUGUUGGCUGAGGGUGAGGGGGCAGUGAAUUUGAAAAAAAGAAGAGGGCCGAGAAGGGGUGAUGAUUUCACAUUCGGUGAAGCCUUAGUUAAGGCAGAUUUUUGGCUACUGUUCAUUGUAUACUUUUGUGGUGUUGGCACUGGUGUCACUGCUCUGAACAACCUAGCUCAGAUUGGAAUUGCUGCUGGUGCUAAUGACACAACCAUUUUGUUGUGCCUCUUCGGCUUCUGCAACUUUGUCGGCCGUAUCCUGGGUGGAUCUGUUUCUGAAUAUUUCGUAAGGUCAAGAAUGCUUCCUCGUCCUUUCUGGAUGAUGUGCACACAAGUAAUCAUGGUGGUAACCUUCCUCCUUUUCGCAACUGGUCUUCAUAGCUUGAUUUAUGUUUCAACUACACUCCUGGGGAUAUGUUAUGGAGUCCAAUUCGCCGUGAUGAUACCAACUGUCUCGGAGCUUUUCGGUCUGAAGGACUUUGGGCUGAUGUACAACUUCAUGCUCCUGGUUAAUCCGCUCGGCGCAUUCUUUUUCUCAGCCCUUCUUGCUGGUUAUAUCUAUGACAAGGAGGCAGCAAAGCAGCACCCUGGUGUGCUGGAGGCUUCAAACUGCUUUGGACCUGACUGUUUCAGGGUUACCUUCUACGUUUGUGCCAUGGUGUGUUGUUGCGGAAUCUUAGUGAGCGUAUUUUUCAUAGCGAGGAUCAAGCCAGUUUAUCAGAUGCUCUAUGCCAGCGGAUCGUUCAGACACCCUCGGCACCACCAGCUGCUCCACUGAUGGCAAAACUUGGAACAGAGAGAAGCUGGAAGAUUAUUAGUACGAAAGCCCAAUUUUUUUUUUUGAGAAAAUUAUCAGCUGGAGUCGUGUAUAGCCUUCUUUUGCAUCCUAUUGCAGUGCUGUAUUGUCCCAUGGUUGCUUGCCUGAUUUCCCUAUUGUAUGCGUUGAUUUCAUUUGUCUCUCUUCUGUAAAAAGCACACAGCCGGUCGUCGGCGCUAGCGUUGGAUGGGGACCUGGGGUGCCCGGGUGCGUAUAUAUGUGCCAGAGCUUGUGCUGCUGUACAUCAGGAUGCAGUGAGUACCAUCUUGUGCAUUUCCCUUCCUGAUACCCUUGAGUUCAUUUAUGUAUUGGGAGUCUAUCUCAGUAUCUUGUAUAUUCUGAACUCAGGGCCUCAGGGGUAUCGCGGUAUCUUGUAUAUUCUGAACUCACAUAGUAAUAUGAGAUUCCAUUGAACAUUUUCCCA